AUGAAGACCUCUCCAUUCUUUGCUGGUCUUCCGGCCGCAGUUGGAUGCAUUCUAUUUGGUGCCACAGUAGGGGGAGCCGCCCAUCACUACGGAAGCCAUCACCAAUUCUUUGACAAGCGUGAAGCCAGCGCAUCUUCGGAUACAUAUGACUAUGUAGUCGUCGGCUCUGGGCCAGGCGGUGGCCCGUUGGCUGCGAACCUAGCUAUCGCAGGCUACAGCGUGUUGUUGAUUGAUGCCGGCGGUGAUUCGGGCACAGACGACACCGAAACUAUCCCAGCCAUGCACUUAUUUUCGACCGAGUUCGAAGACUCGAGGUGGAACUACUUCGUGAACCACUACGAAGACCCCGACCGUCAGAAGAAGGACUCCAAGAUGACAUAUCGCACUACAGACGGCAGCUUCUACGUCGGCCUGGAUCCUCCUGCCGAUGCAGAACCUCUCGGGGUUUGGUAUCCUCGCGCCGGGGCACUGGGAGGAUGCACCCGCCAUAACGCCUUGAUCAGCAUCAAAGCAUUUGACAGUGAUUGGGAAUAUAUUGCAGAUCUGACCGGGGACGACUCGUGGAGAUCAAGCAACAUGCAAACCUACUUCGAGCAGAUCGAGAGAAGCGCCUAUUUGCCGAACAGCGUCGUUGGCCACGGCUUCCAUGGAUGGCUGUGGACCUCGUUGACGUCGCUCUCUCUCGUUGUCGAGGAUCAGAAACUCCUUUCUCUCAUCAUCUCCGCCGCUACCGCCAUGGGUAAAGGACUUCUUACCGGCCUCGUAAAUACCGUCUUCGGUCUUGGCCAAGUGCUGCUCCGCGAUAUUAACGCUCCUGGCCAAGUCAGCCACCCUGGGCUCUACCAAGUCCCUCUAUCUAUGCACGAUAACGUACGAGGUGGACCCAGAGACUUCAUUCUGAAUACCGCCCAUGAAGUCAACUCAGACGGAUCGCGCAAGUACCACCUCGAUGUCAAGCUGAACACUCUUGUCACAAAAAUCCGUUUCGACGAGAGUGGAACAAAACCCAAGGCCGUAGGUGUCGACUACCUCGAGGGCGAAUCCUUGUAUAGGGCGGAUCCCCGAUCCGACGGUGCGGUCCCUAAGGGCUCGGGAAGCGUGAACGCAGCUCGUGAGGUUAUUAUUGCUGCUGGUUCAUUCAACUCGCCCCAACUCUUGAAGUUGAGUGGCGUCGGCCCGCGGGAAGAGCUGGAGUCAUUCGAUAUCCCUGUAGUAGUCGACCUUCCUGGCGUUGGUGGCAACAUGCAAGACCGAUACGAGAACACUGUGGUCGGGAAAACGGAUACCGAUUUCGUUAUCACUUCGAAGUGUACAUUUCUGCAGUCGAUGCCGGACCCCUGCCUUGACGCAUACCGCGCUGGAAUCGACCCGAUCACCAGGGGAGUGUAUGGAACCAACGGUAUCGCCAUCGCCAUUGUUCUCAAGUCAUCAGUUGCAGAAGAUGAGCCUGACCUGUUAAUUUCGGGAGCACCCGCCAACUUCCAGGGCUAUUUCCCUGGAUACGCGAACGAGUCUUUGUGGGAUGCACAACACUGGGCAUGGAUCAUCCUUAAGGCCCAUAGCCGUAAUAACGCCGGUACGGUGACAUUGAAGUCGACAGACCCUCGGGAUAUGCCGUUGAUCAAGUUCAACUCCUUGGACACGGGAGUGAACUCCCAAGGUGAAGGUGACAAAGACCUGCAGGCCGUAUAUGAAGGCUUCCAGUUCGCGCGAAGAGCUUUUGACGACUUGAUCCCCUUGGAUGGUUCGUUCACCGAGGUCUGGCCGGGUGCAGAUGUUGCCGACGAAGGAGCUGCCAAAGACUUCCUCAAGAACGAGGCUUGGGGUCAUCACGCAUCCUGUACUUGUGCUAUUGGUACUGAUGAUGAUCCCUUGGCGGUCCUAGACAGCAAAUUCAAGGUCAGAGGCACUGAGGGCCUGCGAGUUGUGGAUGCCAGCAUCUUUCCAAAGAUACCUGGGACUUAUAUUGCUCUUCCUCUCUAUAUCGUCUCUCAGAAAGCUAGCGCGGUAAUUAUCAACGACGCUCGGGCUGCCUGA
Messenger RNA from Neoarthrinium moseri, 2037 nucleotides. RefSeq lists its product as uncharacterized. The transcript is spliced from 3 exons. Gene Ontology annotation, molecular function: flavin adenine dinucleotide binding; oxidoreductase activity, acting on CH-OH group of donors. The record is from RefSeq and is a predicted model, not a curated record. Bases 1 to 2037 code for a protein of 678 amino acids. Lineage: Eukaryota; Fungi; Ascomycota; Sordariomycetes; Amphisphaeriales; Apiosporaceae.